UGAGUGCGGACAGCGCGUGAUAUUUUCGUGUGUGUUAAAAUCAUUGUGAGUGCGGAGUGCGCGUGGUGUUGCUGCAGUAGCUGUUUUUGUUAGUGCGGAGUGCACGUGCUAUUUUGGCUUUGUGUGUCGCUUUGUGAGUGCGGAGAGCGCGUGAUAUUUUCGUGUGCCUUAAAAUUAUUGUUUUUUUUAUUAUUAUUGUGAUUACAGAAUAGCGUUUGUGUUACUAAAAUGAGUGCUUUCAAAUGCGAAGUGUGUGGGCAUGUGUGUAAUUACAGAAAGAAUCUCAGUCAGCAUGUUUGCAAAAACCAUCAGCAAGAGCUGCCUGUUGCCACUACAACUACUGUAGCUUCUUAUCAGUGCUAUGUGUGUGACAAAAUUUUUUCUCUUAAAAAUAAUUUGUAUCGCCACCAAAGAAAUAUUCAAGGUUUGCAGGAAGGGGGGUUGUUCUUCAAGUGUACAUUGUGCCCAUUUCAAAGUAGUUCAAAACAGGGUUGGAUAGAUCAUUUACAAACUGCUCAUCAAAUUCAACUUAGUUCCGAAGAUCUGCAGUUCUCAAAUGAAGACGAGUUUUUGCAGUGGAAAGAAGACACUGAACGCACGACACAUUCAAAGUUUAUUAAAAUGCAUGGGUCUACUAGUUCCACACAUUAUUAUGUCUGCCAUCGGUCAGGUAACUUUAUCUCCAAAGGUAAAGGCACAAGACAUCUUAAAUUGAUAGGCAUCAACAAAAUGAAUGGAAAGUGCCCUGCAGAGAUGAAAGUAACUGUACACGAAGGUGGAACAUACCAAGUACAUUUUGUACCGACCCACAUUGGUCACAAACAAGAUUUAACGCACCUGCCCCUGAGUCAAAAAGACCGGGAAACCAUAGCAACAGAUAUUGCAAUGGGACUUCCGUAUGACAAAGUUCUAGAUAAUGUACGGACAAGUUUGCAGGAUUCUGACUUGCAGAGAAUCCAUUUGACUACCAAGCAAGACUUUGCAGCAAGCUAUAACCUCUCCUCCAAGUCGGUCAGACAUAAAAAUGGUGCAAUCAGUGUCGAAGCUUAGGUAAAAGAAAUGAACGAAAGUGAGAAUCCGUCUGUGUUAUUCUAUAAACCACAAGACUCGACUAGUGAACAUCAAGAACUGAGGAGUGAGGAUUUUGUAUUAGUGAUAAUGAACAGAGCACAACGCGAAAUGUUAUCAAAAUAUGGAGAAGACUGUAUCUGUAUUGAUGGAACCAAUGGGCUUAACGGGUAUGAUUUCGAAGUGACCACUCUCUUAGUAUUGGAUGAUCUCAGGCAAGGAUUCCCAUGUGCAUUUCUAAUUUCGAACAGGAAGGACGCCGAUGUUUUAAGUAUAUUUUUGCAGUACAUAAAAUCACAGGUUGGAUCAAUUUUCCCCAAUGUAUUCAUGUCUGAUUUGGCAGAGUCAUACAGUAUUGCAUGGAACAGGACAAUGGGUGCUCCUAAAAUGAGACUCUAUUGUACCUGGCAUGUGGACAGAGCAUGGAAAACUAAUAUCAAGCAGAAAAUUUCAGAUCUGGAUAAAAGAAAUGAGGUGUAUCGGCUCAUUAAAUCAGUGUCAAUGCUGAGAAAUGUAAUUAUGUUUCAGGAAACACUGCAAAAAGCACUGCAGAAGCUCAGUAGUGACCCUGACACAUCAGAAUUUGCUUCAUACUUCAAGACACACUAUGAGGGAAAUGUGGAGUGUUGGGCCUACUGUCACAGAAUGUAUGCCGGUCUCAAUACCAAUAUGCAUGUGGAGAGUAUGCAUAGGACGUUAAAGGAAAUACAUGGUAAUGCAAGACAGAUAAAAUGACUGGACAAAGGCAUAUCUACACUAAUGUCCCUAGUUACAGCCAAGAUGUUUGACUGGCUUAUACCAAAUGUAAAAGGGAAGGUUACAAGCAAAGUUCAAGACAUUCGUAAUAAACACAAAACUAGUUUGUUAAUGGACAAGGACCUCAUCACUGAGGUAGAUGGUGGUUGGGAAGUGCCAUCCACAUCAUCUUCAGAGGUGUACAUUGUUAAAGAUAACAGAGUCAACUGUGAGUGCAAAUUAAAAUGUAGUGAUUGCAAUGUGUGCAUACAUAGGUAUUACUGUACAUGUAUGGAUUACAGUAUUAGAUUCAAUAUGUGUAAGCACAUUCACACUGUUUGCCGAGAUGACAGUGUCGGUGAAAAUCCCCUGCAAAGUCCAGAGGUACUGGGUACUGAUGUUGAUGCCACCAGUGAGAGAGCAGCAAUAUUAGCUGAAGUAAGCACAAAAUAUGUUUCAAAAACACCAAAAUCUUUGUUAGAAGGGAGACAGAAGCUUAUUUCAGAGUUUUCCAAUAUUGUCAGUGGAAUGACUGAGACUGAACUGCAGUUGGCCAAAUAAACUGUGUUAUCCUUAAAGGCAAAUGUAGGAGCUGUUUGAGCCCGAACCAGUUAUUUCAAACAAACAGAUAAGGGCCAGAAAAGAAAACUAAUACCACAGAGGAGGCUGUUUUCUACCAAGAAGAAAACAGCACGUAAUAUUCCAAUGUUCCAAAUGCUGAAGAAAGAUGUGAAGUAGUAAAAUCACUUCUGAAUGAGGAGCUCGACAUGAAUCAUGAUGUUCCUGCAGAGCAUAGUCGUGCCGUGCCAGAUGUGCAGCACAGCAAAACAGGGCUUGACACCAAAAAUCACUUGCAUGUUGUAGAACAACCACACAGUAUGUUAUGGCAGUCAGGUAUUCAUCAUGGUGCAUCAGGGCUGGACAUGAACCAGUUUGUUGCUGUGCAGCAUGGUUAUGCCACACCAAAUGUGCAACACAGCACAACAGGGCUUGACACCCACAAUCAGGUCCAUGUUGAACAACCACGCACUAUGCCAUGGCAGCCUGGUGUUCAUCAUGGUGCAUCAGGUGUGUGUAAAGUAAAUCUAAUGGAGAUAACAAUAUUUGAGUAUAAUGAAAUCUGAAGUUAUAUGCAUUUGUGACCUACACAAGCAUGUUUUUAUAGGUUUGAAAACAACAUCAAAAUUGCUGGAGGUAAGACAAAUAGGAACUUUCAACUCUUAAGAUUUAUGUCUGUCAUUUAUAGUACUGUAAGAUUGAUUGUUCACUGUCAUCAUGGUACAAGCAGUAUUUCUCCUUAAGUGCCCAAUGUAAUUAUGUUUUUUGUAUGUCUACUUGUAAUCUGUUUCUGUAAUACUUUAUUAUUCAUGACACUUCUUUUUGUACUAAUGUAUCUGCAAUUAAAUGAUUGGUUGUAUAUUGUCAGAGUGCUCAGUAAACUUUUAUUUUGUACAACGUACAAUGUAUGUAUCAUGUUGUAAUUUCAUUGUACUGUUGGUACUGUAUGUGUGGAAUUAUUUCAUAAUGUUCUAAAUUGUACAACUUUUGAAUGUUAAUGUGGUGUACUAUCCUAAGAAACAAUUGGAAUUGAGGCAUGUAGUGUAACACAGAUUGUGUUUUCAGAUAUAGUUAUCUGAAUAAUCAAAUAUAGUUUGCUACAUCAUUUGUAUGACCAGUGAGAGAAUUUAACCAUCUAUGACUGAGACUGUAGUUUGCAAAGUGAAAGGAAUUCAUUUGUGACCUUUGAGAUUUUUUUAAUGGUUAACUGUUGACAUUACUACCCUCCCAAAGAUAAUGGUAUCCUCUUGGAACAUCAGAUACUGAGUCCCAGGCUGAAUGCACCUUUUUCCCCACAUUUGGUUUACUCUGUUGAGUUAGUAAUUUAUAGAAAGUU
Schistocerca cancellata (South American locust) is the source of this 3697-nucleotide messenger RNA. RefSeq lists its product as uncharacterized. NCBI's taxonomy places the organism in Eukaryota, Metazoa, Arthropoda, Insecta, Orthoptera, Acrididae. The transcript is spliced from 5 exons. The record is from RefSeq and is a predicted model, not a curated record. Bases 2571 to 2927 code for a protein of 118 amino acids.